Molecule: messenger RNA, 966 nt
Organism: Brugia malayi
Lineage: Eukaryota; Metazoa; Nematoda; Chromadorea; Rhabditida; Onchocercidae
Gene: Bma-rpi-2
Exons: 2
Coding region: 1-966 (321 amino acids)
Biological process (GO): lipid metabolic process
Molecular function (GO): phosphoric diester hydrolase activity
Source: RefSeq, a predicted model, not a curated record
AUGAAGAAGUCAUCGAAAAUCGAUAGGAGCGGUGAAUACUGGAUGAGUAAUCUACCUCAAGAAAUUGCUGAGAGGCCUCUUGUUUGCAUUGCUAUACCAGGAUCACAUGAUUCGUUCACACAACUACUGUUUGAUAAAUAUCCCGUAGCGAAUGAUGAAAGUCGAUUUGUCCGAGAAAUUGGCCGAUUUCGGAUGGUGCGACGCUUUAUCCGACGGUGGGCCACAACACAGCGAUAUUCGGUGGUUAAACAACUUUAUGUCGGUGUACGUUACUUUGAUAUUAGACUCACAGUACCACUACCUGCUAAAUUAUAUAGAAUACGUGUUUUGCAUGCUCUCUAUGGUAGUUGUAUUGAACAACUUCUUUCAUUUAUAAAUGAUUUCUUGGAUAAUCAUUCAAAAGAAAUUGUCAUUCUUGAUUUCAACCAUUUGUAUAAUUUUAACUGCAUUGAGUAUAUUAAAUUUUUGGAAAUGGUGGAAAGUAUAUUUGGUCGAAAAUUAUGCUUACGAGGAGAGGAUAUAACAAAGAUAAGCCUAGCUAGUAUGUGGCAUUUGGGUUAUCAAGUGAUAGCUAUAUCAGCAGCAGAAACAAAAGCCCAUCGAAGUGUAUCCUGGAUAUGGGAUUCUAACUGUAUUCUUAGUCCAUAUGCUAAUGUGAAUCGAAAUGACAAAUUAUUCAAAUUUCUUGAUCGGACGAUACGAGAACACAGACAAGAUCCUAGGAGUGUGUUCUUUGUAACGCAAGCAAUUUUAACAGUAAAUUGGUUUGAUAUCUUAGUGCAUCCAUUUUCCACUUUUGAAAGAAAAUAUGCUUUGAAAUGUACAGAAGAAGCCAUCUCUUGGAUCACCACUUUCGAUGAACCUUCUUAUUUCAAUAUUAUCAUUUGUGAUUUUAUUGAUCAUCUCGAUUUUUGUAAUAUUGUUUUUUCUCUCAACAGGUCCUCCAGCAAGAAUUUCUCUAGGUAA